This is a messenger RNA of Eruca vesicaria subsp. sativa (arugula), 273 nucleotides long. NCBI's taxonomy places the organism in Eukaryota, Viridiplantae, Streptophyta, Magnoliopsida, Brassicales, Brassicaceae. The record is from the annotation of a GenBank genome assembly.
AUGUACAAGAUUACGGACCAUCCUUUUGCGAUCCAGUUCAUCCCCAAAACAACUAUAGACGGAUUUAUGGACAAUGCUCUUGUGAUCAACCUCCAAAAAUUCAUACUUAAGAAGUUUGACCAUCUCCAAGCUCUUGCAAGCACAAACUUAGAACUCUUUACUGUUCAUCACAUGGCAGAUGUUGUUGGGAAAAUUGGUUGUGUCCAAGGUUCUGACCUUAAGGACGCUGAAGUUAUGACUCGACUUUUGGUAUGUUUUGUCGUUGAACCGUAA